This is a messenger RNA of Acanthocheilonema viteae, 3786 nucleotides long. Lineage: Eukaryota; Metazoa; Nematoda; Chromadorea; Rhabditida; Onchocercidae. The record is from the annotation of a GenBank genome assembly.
AUGCUGAUAUGUAACUAUGAGAAUAUAACUGAUAUGAGCCGAAGGCAUUUGUAUACAGGCGCGAAUACGAUUAAGCUUGGUGUACUUCCUUGUUUCGACGUGGUUUACGUGGAAAUGCGUAUAAAACGAAUCGAAAUAGAUGGCUUUAAAUCAUAUGCCCAGCGACAGAUUAUUGAUGGUUUCGAUGCACAAUUUAAUGCAAUCACAGGUUUAAACGGUUCGGGCAAGUCAAAUAUUCUGGAUGCUAUUUGUUUCGUUCUUGGCAUUUCCAAUUUAAGUCAGGUCCGUGCUGCACAGCUUUCGGAUCUCGUUUAUAAGCAAGGUCAGGCUGGUAUCAGCAAAGCUACAGUAACAAUUACGUUUGAUAACACGGACACGUCUAAUCGUCCUGUUGGCUUCGAUAAAUAUGAUGAAAUCAUUGUUCGGCGGCAAAUAGUAAUAAAUGGUCGAAAUACAUAUACCAUCAAUGGUGCUGCAGCGACAAAUAGCAGAGUUGCAGAUAUGUUUCGUACAGUUGGCUUGAAUGUAAACAAUCCACAUUUCUUAAUCAUGCAAGGACGAAUCACAAAAGUCCUUAAUAUGAAACCGAUGGAGAUCUUAGGAAUGAUUGAAGAAGCGGCAGGAACGCGAAUGUAUGAAGCAAAAAAGCAAAGUGCUGUACGUACAAUAGAAAAAAAGGAAGGAAAAAUGGCUGAAAUCAAACAGCUGAUGGAGGAAGACAUCCUUCCACAGGUGGAGAAGUUGAAACGAGACCGUAGUAAUUUCCUUGAAUAUCAGAAAAUUGGGCGAGAGCUUGAAGCACUUCAACGGAAGCUUAUCGCAUUUGAUUUCAUGAGCUCGCUGACCCACAGCCGUACGUUACAAGAUGAUAUCGCUACCGUGAAAAAGCAAAUUCGCGAAGUUGACAAAGUGAUUUACGAUACAAAAGAAGAAUUGGAUAGGAAAGAACUCCGUCUUAAAGAACUCGAAGAUAACAAGAAUAAUAAAACUGGAAGAGAAAAAAAGGAAAUUGAAGACCAUAUUAAAAGUACGAUGGCAGCAUUAACGGCAGCAGAGGCAAAUCGUGAUGCUAUGCGUGAUAAGGAGAAAGAAACGAGAACUGCUAUUGAUCGCAAGACGAAAAGUAUUCAGUCGGACAAGAGUGAACUAGAAAAGAAAUGCCAGGAACUAAAAAAACUUGAAACUGAAAUUGGUGGUGAAGAAAGGCGUGGCAAAGAGGCAGAGGAAGCGGUAAAACGUGCACGAAAUAAAAUGGAAGCGUUAGCGAAAGGCAUGAUCACUGAUGAGGAUGGACACGCCGUUACUUUAGAUGCUCAGCUAACAGCGCAGCGAAGCGCACUGAGUGCGUUGGAGACGAAAAUAAAAACCGCUCAGAUGAGGUUGAAACAGCUAGAACCAUUACUGGCAAAAAAAAAAGACGAACUGAAUGCAGUUACUAGUCAGACUGAUUCGGAAGAACGUAAGCGAUCAAAUUUAGAGCAACAAAUACGAUCCAUAGAGGCUAAAUUAAAUGAAUUAAAUUUCGAUGAAGAAAGUGGACUUCAAAUUGCCAACGAACGCCGAACGCUUUCUGCAGAACGCAGUACUUUGGCUGAUGCUGUAAUGGAUUUUGAAGCUCGAAAUCCAUAUUUGAAAUUCGACUAUUCGGAUCCAUAUCCAAAUUUUGACCGUGGUUUAGUUAAUGGAAUUGUUGCUAAACUAUUCCGAAUUCGUGAUUUUCGAUUUGCAACCGCUUUGGAAGUUGCUGGUGGUGGGGCCCGUAAUAUUGGGCAAAUCAUGCUCAAUGGGUUGUAUAAUGUCAUCGUACAAAAUGCCCAAAUUGGCCGAGAUUUAUUGAAAAAUGGUAAUUUGAAACAUCGAGUAACUAUUCUGCCCUUGGACAAAAUCGAAGGUCGUGUGCUUGAUAGUCGUAAAUUGAAGCGCGCACAAGAUUUGGUUAGUUCACAGAUUUUAAAAGAUGUGGUUGGCAAGGAAAAUGUUUUCAUAGCAAAGGAUUUGAUUGAAUAUGCACCGGAACUGGAACCAGCUAUGUGUCAUGUGUUCGGCAAUGUUUUCAUAUGCACAAGUGACAGUGAUGCGAAGAAGGUAACGUUUGAUGCUCAUAUCAAUUCAAGGUCAGUAUCUUUGGCUGGCUCUGACUUCAAUCCUGGUGGUGUGCUAACUGGAGGAUCGCGCAAUAACAAGAUUGCUCUUUUGGCAUCUCUAGAUACCACACUAAAAAAUAUUGAACGUAUCACUGAAAUCGAUUAUUAUCUGCGUCAGUUGGAAGAUCAAUUAAAAAAAUUAGCACCAAUUCGGCAGCAGUAUAUUGAACUGAGUGGCGAGCAUGGGCAGUACUCCAGACGUCUUCAAGCUAUCAAAGAUAAUAUGAAACACAGUGCUGCUCAAAUCUUACGCAAUGAAAUUGCUGAUAUCGAAUUGGAAAUUCCACAGUACCGAAACGUAGUAGAAAAUGGCAAUGUGGAACGGAAAAAACUGGAAGAAAAAAUCGGUGUUUUAAAUGAACGAAAAAAGAAUGAAAAAAUGUUCCAGGAAAAAGAAAAAAAAGAAGCACAAAAAGAUUUGAGUACAGCAGAAAAAGAUUUGGCGAGCUUGAAAAGCAGUUUUGAAAAGGCAAGAGUUUCGCUCGAAACGUUGAGAGAAGAAAUAGCUUCACUGCAAAAGACAAUUGCUGAAGACGAAGAGGAAUUAUCAGUUUUUCUAAAGGAAACUAAACAAGGUGUUGAAGAAAUAACUGUUCUGGAAGGUAAUGUUGCAAAAGCUAAGGAAGCGGCGGAAGAGGCUAAAAAAGAAAUGCAGAAAUUCACGGAAAGGAUGCGUGAACGUGAUGCUUAUAUACGAUCUGUAGUAGAAACUGUGAAUGCACUUAAAAAAAGCUUGAAGGAAUCUGAUCUUAAAAAAGAACAACUGCAGAAAGACAUUCAGGAUAUGAAAAAAAAUGUUGAAGAUUGUGCUAGAAGGGCAGCUAGAUUGGAGAAGCAGCAUAGUUGGAUUGUAGAAGAAAAACAUCAUUUUGGUCAAACUGGUACUGCUUAUGAUUUUACCGACUAUUCGAUCCAAAAGGGUCAGAAAGAGCUGGAUGAUAGGACUACUCGAAAACAUGCACUGGAAAGAAGUAUCAAUGCAAAGGCGAUGAAUAUGUUGGGUACUGCGGAAGAGCAAUGUCGACAAUUAGAAGCCAAAAUGGAACAGUUGAUGAAUGAUAAAGCGAAAUUGUUAGAUGCAAUUGAAAAAUUGGAUAUCAAAAAGAAAAAUGAAAUUAUUAAAGCUCAUGAAAAAGUGAAUCGAGAUUUUGGUAACAUUUUUUCUACGUUACUGCCUGGAACAAGUGCAAAAUUGGAGCCUCCUACCGGUGCCACUUCGGCAUUGGGUGGUUUAGAAGUAAAGGUUGCUUUCAGAAACAAAUGGAAAGAUUCACUUGGCGAAUUGAGUGGUGGUCAGCGGUCUUUAGUGGCCUUGUCAUUAGUAUUGGCAAUGCUGAAAUUCAAACCUGCUCCAAUUUAUAUUCUGGAUGAAGUUGAUGCUGCUCUUGAUUUGUCACACACUCAAAAUAUUGGUGCUAUGAUCAAAACACAUUUCAAAGAGUCACAAUUUAUAAUAGUAUCACUGAAAGAUGGAAUGUUCAACCAUGCAAAUGUACUUUUCAAAACUCGAUUUGUUGAUGGUACCUCCACAGUGAUCCGUACCGAGAACAAAGAUCAGUGGAUUAUUGAUGAACCGAUGGAAAUACGUGGUAUUGAGAAAGAGAAUGACAGUCAUAUUCCGAAAAAAAGACGAAAAGAAUGA